AUGCUACGUGGCAUAAAGAAGAAGCAGCAGCAGCAGCAACACACAAAAAAAAAACCUGUAAAAAUGCAGGUUAGCGUUUCUUUGCUCAGCAGUGCGCGAGUUAAGUUCAAUUAUGGAGCGCCACAAAGUCAAGAGGAAAAUAAUAUAAAGAGCCAAGCGAUUGGCGCCUUUCAACCGGAGUUUGUGGAAAGCAUUUCGAAUGUGUCGGUGGCUGUGGGUCGCGAUGCAACCUUCACGUGUCACGUGCGUCAUUUGGGUGGCUAUCGCGUGGGUUGGCUCAAAGCGGAUACCAAAGCCAUUCAGGCCAUACACGAGAAUGUAAUCACACAUAAUCCGCGCGUCACUGUCAGCCAUCUGGAUCAGAAUACCUGGAAUUUGCAUAUUAAGUCCGUUUCCGAGGAGGAUCGCGGUGGCUACAUGUGCCAAUUAAAUACGGAUCCCAUGAAGAGUCAGAUUGGUUUCCUGGACGUUGUUAUACCGCCCGAUUUUAUAAGCGAGGACACUUCAUCGGAUGUCAUUGUGCCCGAGGGCAGUUCAGUGCGCUUAACUUGUCGCGCACGCGGCUAUCCCGAACCGAUUGUCACCUGGCGACGCGAGGAUGGCGGCGAGAUCGUCAUCAAGGACAAUGCAGGCACCAAGACGCUGGUGUCCUCAUAUCGUGGCGAAGUGCUGAAGCUGACGAAAAUCUCACGCAAUGAGAUGGGCUCGUAUCUGUGCAUUGCCUCGAACGGAGUGCCCCCAUCGGUUUCCAAGCGCAUCUCGCUCAGCAUACACUUCCAUCCCGUCAUACAAGUGCCGAAUCAAUUAGUCGGUGCACCGCUUGGCACUGAUGUCCAAAUCGAGUGUCACGUCGAAGCUUCGCCCAAAUCAAUUAACUACUGGAUUAAGGAUACCGGCGAGAUGAUUGUCUCUUCGUUGAAAUAUCAUGUGCAGGAAAAGUCGCAGUCGCUGUACGAGACGCAGAUGUCGAUGAUUGUGCGUAAAUUUCAGCGGGACGAUGUUGGCUCCUAUCGCUGCAUAGCGAAGAAUUCACUGGGCGAGGUUGACAGCAGCAUCCGGCUCUAUGAAAUCCCCGGACCGAAUCGUAAAAAUCCCUCAAACAGCAAAGGAAAUGGCAGCGGCGGCGUCGGCAGCGCUGCCGGCAACAGCGACACGGAUGCCAAUGACAUUUUAAAAUUGAAACAACAAGUUAAAGUUCCCUACCAGCAGCAGCCGGACCGACGAGGAGGCUCUCACGCUCGGCCGAGGAUUUCGAGGAUGGCGACUUUGGCGGCCUGCCGCCGUUUAUCGCCACAACCAUUACUACAACAGCGGCGGCGGCGCGCGUCGGCAAUAAGCCGCUCAGCACAUAAGCCAGAGCUGGAGCUGGAGGUGGAGCUGGGCUGCAAACAGCAGGCGGUGCAACAGGCGCGGCGGCGGGCGCGCGGUGUUAAACAGCAUUGGAUCAGAAUGGUGGGUGGCUUGGCUGGCGGCGUUGGCGGAGGCUCUGCCAAUGGCAAUACGGAAGUGCGCGGCCCCAUGGACAACAACGGGCGUGCGGCGAGCUCCGGCGGUGCGCCAAUGCGGCAAUGGCUGCGCCACCAACACCACCAAAGCUUCUACUAUCAGGAGCAGCAGCAGCGUCAAUGGCCCUGGUGGUACCAGCACCUAGCGCGCCUCAGUCGCCUCUGCCCCAGUCUGGGGCUCUGCCUAUGGCAAUCCCUCUCCCUACGCCACUGUCGACAGCCGCUCUUAAUGGGUUUGUCCGGCUUAGUUGCGGCGCUCAGUCUGUUAUAA
This is a messenger RNA of Drosophila busckii, 1776 nucleotides long. RefSeq names its product peroxidasin homolog (gene DIP-alpha). Lineage: Eukaryota; Metazoa; Arthropoda; Insecta; Diptera; Drosophilidae. The coding region runs from base 1 to 1776 and encodes 591 amino acids. The record is from RefSeq and is a predicted model, not a curated record. Gene Ontology annotation, cellular component: neuron projection. The transcript is spliced from 12 exons.